CUGCUGGGACACUAGAAGUCUGGAACAAGUGGGACUAUAAAUACGACGCGUAACUUUGUGCCACAAAGACAGAAGCAGGAGGACAGAGCCGAGCACAAUGUCACAGACUGGCGAAGUAAAGAAGAAAAAGCGUCCCCCGAUGAAAGAGGAAGACCUCAAGGGCGCGCGUAGUAAACUGGGGUUGAAGGGCGAGGCUAAGAGCAAGACUUAUGAGGUGAUGGUGGAGUGUGAGCGUAUGGGAAAAGUUGCCCCGUCGGUUUUCAGCGGAGUGAGGACAGGGACUGAAACUGUUCUGGAAAAGGCCGACAGUGCCACCAAAACUCCAGGAGCCAGCGUGUUCAGCAAGUAGCCACAGCCAGACUGAACUCAUUGACUUUACUUGCUGAUGGCAUCACUCUGGACGAAUAUUUGUCAAUUGUUUGCAAAUCAUGACUAUUGUUAAAAGGCUUUAUACAAACGAUUUGUAGCAAGGCCGUCUACAUUUUACCUGUACUUCAGAAUGUAGCCUACACGUGCUUUUGGACACUAAAUUAUGGCUACCGAAAGUCAUCUGCCUCAUGUAAAAGUACACUGACUACUGGGCUAUCAGAGUUUGUAUUUACUUUGAAAAUAGGUCAGUAUUGGUAUUGAUAAUUAGGUUUAUGAAAAAAAAAAAAAUCCUUUCAAUGACUAACCUAUUAAAAAAUGAACGCCA
This is a messenger RNA of Periophthalmus magnuspinnatus, 694 nucleotides long. RefSeq names its product musculoskeletal, embryonic nuclear protein 1b (gene mustn1b). The transcript is spliced from 3 exons. The record is from RefSeq and is a predicted model, not a curated record. Lineage: Eukaryota; Metazoa; Chordata; Actinopteri; Gobiiformes; Gobiidae. Gene Ontology annotation, cellular component: nucleus. Gene Ontology annotation, biological process: tissue regeneration; chondrocyte proliferation; chondrocyte differentiation. Bases 98 to 349 code for a protein of 83 amino acids.